Entamoeba invadens IP1 is the source of this 1962-nucleotide messenger RNA. RefSeq lists its product as hypothetical. The transcript has a single exon. The record is from RefSeq and is a predicted model, not a curated record. NCBI's taxonomy places the organism in Eukaryota, Evosea, Mastigamoebida, Endamoebidae. Bases 1 to 1962 code for a protein of 653 amino acids. Gene Ontology annotation, biological process: N-terminal peptidyl-methionine acetylation. Gene Ontology annotation, cellular component: NatC complex.
AUGGCUGAGGAGGAGAAGAGAGGAGAGAUUGACAUCGACCGCAAAGAAUAUUUGGCGAGUAAAGAAUGUGCACAACAUUUUAAUGAACCUUCUCAUUGGGAAGACCUCACAGACUCAUUUCGCACAUACUACGAAACAAUACCGAAAGGCGAGUAUAAAGGAGACUCCCGUCUGAACUUGGCAAAGGUGUUGCACUCGACGGAGAUGUUCAAUCCAUUCAUGGACGGUGGCGACCGAUUGAAGGACAACUACAGCUCGGAGGAAUUGUUCUAUGCAAAGAAAGUGAAGGAACUGAAAGACUUCACUGGCGAGGAUGUUACAGAUCUCUUCGACGGAAUUUUGUUAUUGGAAAUGUUGUACCGCCACGGGAAGAUGUGGUGCCACACCCUCCAAUGCUGCGAUUACAUCAAUUUGAUAUCAAAAAUGGACACGCCGUGUAUUGGUAGAACAUUGGUCUUGGGAGCACUCAAGACGUGCGAACUCUUCUACGAGGCAAUCUCGAAGAUCGGCGCCGACGAUGAGGAGUUCGACCCGACGAAACCAAAUUUUCCAAAGUACACACCAGAGGACAUAUUAGGGUUAUUGCGGCAGGGUUUAGAGAGUGAAGCGGACGAGAACGUCAAAGUGCGGAUUGCGUUUAGAAUAGAGUUGUUGAAUAAUGCGUUGCAGUUGAGUAAAGACACCGCAGUCGAGUUACCACAAUUUCCGGAGUUAGUCAGUAGAGAUCCCAAGCGAUAUAUUCGACCGGAUUUGUAUCUGAGAAACACCGUGUUUAUCCAAAACAUCCGACGAUAUCCGAUACCCGAUUUUGAGGAAGUCAAAAAGAUAUAUGUGACAGAUAAGGAGAACCUUGCGGAGGCGAUUAAAGUGGGGAAGAAUGAGAAAUUGUUGAUACCAUUUUGUGGGUUGUAUCAGGUCUAUGAAGUCUCAGACGAUAUAUUACCGAGAUGCGCUAUUAGAGGAUACCUCUUUGCCAAUUUGAAAGGGAAGAUGAAGAGCUGUAUGAAACAAAUUGGACUGCCACCACAUCGUUUGGACGUCGAUGAAGGGUUUUAUAAUCGACUUGAAUUGGUCUGGACGGACACAUUGAAAAUGAUGACGCACAACAAAGCCCACUUCUUCAGAAAUUUGCCGUUGUUGUUGGAAGUGUAUGAAAUGACACAUGGAGACGCUUUUGUCUGCGAUAGAGCUACACUUGAUAAAUACCCUGCACCCAAUUUUGUCCCCCGAUUCAUCACCCCAGGACACUACAUCAACUCAUAUUUGGUGCAAAUCAAGUUCUUCUUAAUGACAAAGUUUUUAAUGAGUGGAGUUCGACUUGAGUUGUAUAGUGAACAUGAAUACCAUGUGAUCUAUUGGUACAUGUCUGUCCUCUUUGCUAUGAUGGGAGAGCACUACAGCGAGUUUAGAGUCCAGCUCGAUAUGGACAGGCGGCUCUACGCUUUUAAUAAUAACAAAAAGAAGAACGUCAAAAAGCAAAACUUGAUCAACACCACAGACCAAAACAUAUUGGCAUUGUAUAGAGCUGUCUCAAGUGGUGUCUCAAGGUUUUUACUUGCUCUUGUUAAGAUUGGACUGAUCAAGAGCCCAACACUAUUACUCGGGACGGAAAGAAUGAGAUACGACUUACGAUUUGCUGGGUUCAAUAAGGUCAAGACGCCAGCCUUCAUCCCGUUUGAUAAGUUCGAGGAGCAAAUUGAAAACGUUCAACCAAAAGUUCUUGUUGUCGAGGCGUUCAAUGAGUUCAAAAAAUGUAAAGACCUCGUCGACGUGAUAAAGAACGAAGACACUAAAAAGGUUUAUUCUAAUGAGAAGGUCAUCUCCUCGUUGUAUCAAGUCGCAAUGUCCAAUAUGCUCUGCGCUAUGCGUGUGAUCAAAACAGAAAAGUUCGAUAAUUGCUCUGUCACUCUUUCAUUUGAGCAGAACAAAUACUUCCCUGUCAUCUCUAUGAAAGCUCUGUAG